GUGUCGACUCGAGCCUCACCUCACGCGCGCUCUCUCUUACUCGCUCCGUCGCCGUUUCUCGCAACACACUUUCUCUGAAGUCUUGAAACUGUUCUCUCUAAUUUCUCUCUUUCAACCUAUCUUUGCGCCGCGCGUCAUGUGAAGCACGAUCGAAUCGUCCGCAACGACGUCGUUUCGUUUCAUGGUCGCGUCCUUCUUGUUGUUCUGCUGCUUCUCUCUCUGUGAAAGUCUUCUGAGUUUGUUUUUUCUCGGCUAUGAGUAGAGUAAUUCAUUCUGUGGCGUUCGAUUACGUGUUUCGCUUGUACAAUUUCUGUGUCUCGCAUGUAAGAAAUGUUUGAUUGGAACGACGAAGAGCUUGCUAACAUAGUAUGGGGUGAGGCUGGCGAGAGUGAUGAUCAUAUUGUGCCUUAUGAAGAGGCAAGCGAAGAUCUUCAUUCUGAGAAAAAAUGGAAUCAGGAAGCUUCUCCCAGUAAACUGAUUGAGCAGAAGAGGACCGAGACUAAAACUGACUUUUAUCAAGAAAAGUUGGGAAGCAGUUCCAAAUUUGAUAAUGUUGAGGGUCAAUCUGCGUCAGAAUCUGGCACAAACUCAUGGCCUGACUUGUCUUUAUCCAGUGCAGCUAAAACUGAUCAGGGUUCCUGGGGUGCUGAAGUAUCGAAAAAUUUAGGUGUGACAGAAGAGACUACGCAGUUAGAAAAGGACGUAGAAAAGCAAGGUGAAUUUGCCAACAUAGCGUGGGAUAACAUUGGAAGCUUUGAUGAUCUAGAUCGAAUUUUCAGCAAUGAUGACCCUAUAUUUGGCCAUGUAAGUCUUGAGAAUUCAGCUGAGUUGUGGUCUUCCAAAGACACUAGUAACUGUUCAGUACCCAUACAUUUGGAAGCACCGCACCAAGCAAAUGCUUUAAGGAACAGCUCCGAGCCUUUGGAAAUUAAAACAGAAUAUGUUCAACAGAAUGGUCGAUCAUUUUCCCCUUCAUUUAAGAGGAUUGGCGAUGCUUCAUCUCAUGACAUUCAAAAUGCUCCCGGAAAGACAUUCAAUGUAGGAUAUUCUAGAGAUAGAAUUACUCCUGCUGAAAAGGAGCAACAGGAAUUUGGGCAAAAGAAUAAUCAGUUGAAAGGUCGGAAAAAAUCACAAGGUAAAAAAGAUGGAAAAGCAUUGCAGGAGUUUUAUGGUAGCUGGUCUCCCUCAUCAACCGCAUCUGGAAAAUUUCAGAAUCAGCUGGGGUCUUCCGUCAUGCAGUCUUCCCCCGCUUCUAUUCUUGGGCAACAAAACCAGCUUCAAGGACCUGAGACAAUAUACCUGGACAUCACAAAUACAUAUAUAUCACCCCCUGCAUAUGGGAGCCUUACAAAUACAUAUUCUUCUAUUUCAGUGCAACCACCGGCCCAGUCAAGAGGAGUUCUUAUGCAACAGCCUUCCCUUACUGGGUAUGAAGCAUCUCUUGGUGUAAUGAAUCCUGUGAACAAGUCUGUGGGCUUAGGGAAGCCUCUCACUAUGACUCCCCAGGAAAAAAUUGAAAAAUUAAGGAGGCGGCAGCAAAUGCAGGCAAUGCUCGCUAUUCAGAAACAACAGAAAGAAUUUGGCCAUCAAGUUCUUAACUCUAAUAAAUCAAUUAAUAAAAGAAGUGCCAUAGAAAUGAAUAAUCAACAUUUUGAUGGAGCUGAUCUUGAGAUUGAAGAUUUAAGAACUCUUCCAACUCUAGAUCUACCAACUGAGCAAGAUGAUUGUAGUACAAUAUCUUCGGCAAUUGAUGAUCAUUUUGUUGAAGACACAAUUCUGUACAUGCUUCAGGAUGUGAUAUCAAAGUUAGAUGUCAAAAUAAGACUCUGCAUUAGAGAUAGCUUGUUCCGGUUGGCACAAAGUGCAUUGCUAAGGAAUUGUGCCAGUGAUACAAGCAGUACAAACAACAGUAGCAGAGAAGUAAUUUUAGCUGUUGCCAGAGAAGAAAGCAGUAGCCAAAACAGAUAUGGCAGGACUACUGAUGUUGAAACGAAGACAAAUCCCAUUGAUCGAACUGUGGCGCAUUUGCUCUUUCACAGGCCUUUGGAGUUAACUGAGAACCAUUCUGAUAAACUGGAGUCACCUAUUUCUGCGAAGAUACAAUUUGAAAGUCAAAAAGCUAACCUGGAGAACUUUCCAGUGGAAUGGUUGCCAAAUGAGGACUUAAAAGGUAAUCAACAAUUUUCUACACAAGGACUUGAGCAUCUGCCAGAGGAGCCAUUUAAAAACAGUCAUUGCAUAGACACUUCAGAGAAUGCUUGUGACAAUGAGGUAGUUGAUGCCGGAGAUCAGGUGCUUGAACCCUCUCAAUGAAGAAAUGGAUUCCCCAUAAAUCGGAGGUUGUAUGGAUCAUAAUCAAGGAAACCAAGGAAGCCUAUAAUCACAGAAUCUUGGAGAUCCGUUUCGCAUUUCCACGUUAUGAAUAAUAUUUAUGUUUCAUCUGUCAAAACCGUGAGAAUAUGUAUCUCAGCAUAUGAACUUAGCUUGGUGAGUGAGUGCUGACUUAUGUUAAUAAUGGCUGUGACAGAUUAUGCAGUAGUAAGAUCACUCAUGAGAAAGACUAAGUCAUAUUUAUGUACCUGGAAGUAAUGCCCCUCAUGCCAAAAAAUCAAGUCUUGGCCAGACUGGUUUGGACCAAGCUUAAAGUUCCUGCUAUUUUUCUCGUUUCA
Molecule: messenger RNA, 2669 nt
Organism: Vigna angularis (adzuki bean)
Lineage: Eukaryota; Viridiplantae; Streptophyta; Magnoliopsida; Fabales; Fabaceae
Product: protein LNK2
Exons: 8
Coding region: 331-2313 (660 amino acids)
Biological process (GO): circadian rhythm; regulation of DNA-templated transcription
Source: RefSeq, a predicted model, not a curated record